Messenger RNA from Annulohypoxylon truncatum, 2713 nucleotides. Its product is annotated as histone acetyltransferases subunit 3-domain-containing protein. Gene Ontology annotation, molecular function: transcription coactivator activity. The record is from RefSeq and is a predicted model, not a curated record. Gene Ontology annotation, cellular component: SAGA complex. The transcript has 2 exons. Lineage: Eukaryota; Fungi; Ascomycota; Sordariomycetes; Xylariales; Hypoxylaceae. Bases 146 to 2098 code for a protein of 650 amino acids. Gene Ontology annotation, biological process: regulation of transcription by RNA polymerase II.
AGUUAAGUGCCGGCAGCGUCGACUGACGACAUCCCCAUCCAACUCAUCUUCCGAAGCGCGCUCAUUGUCACAUUUGUCACAUUCCAUCUUCUAUACAUCCCAACUACCCCAAUCUCUACCGACCUGAUAGAAGUUUUCAAUAAUAAUGCCUCCUGCUCCUAGCCAGAAGGGCACUGGCAAGAAAAACGCCAAUGCCAUGGGUAAGCGCAGUCGCAAUACCACACCUAUGUCCAUCGGGCCAUCCAGUGCGAAUAUACCCCCCGUCGAUAUCAUCGAGACCGAGUACCUAGACCUCAAAUUAGAGUCGGUUCGCAGCAUAAACUACGACGAUCUAGUCGACUCCAGUGCCUCUAAUGCCCUCAUCCCUGAUUCCAGGAGCCUCGACGGUCUAAUAACGCGACUGGGGAAAUUGAAUGAAAUAAUUGAACGACGUGGAGCAUCGUGUGAUAGAGGAAUGCGCCUUGUCGCUACCCAUAGAAAAGCACAUUUUGACGAAAUGGCACCUGUUAGUAGAAGGGAUGAUACGCGUAAAGACGGCGAAGAAGAGACAGAGAGAAGGGCGAACAAGAAAAAGAGAAAGGCUAAUGAUAGUCUUGCGCCUGGAGACGCGCAUACUGAAAGAUCGUCUCCCUUGCGCGACCAUAGCAAAACUCGAAAACCUUCUCGAGAUAACGAUUCAGCGAGCUCUUCCUUAUCACCUGUUGCACCCGCAACACCCGGCGCAAUGGAGGUAGACGAGAAAGCUAAGUUGGAUAACAAGGCCGAAGAGGAUUCCGAGUCUGAAGACGAAGGCGCUCCUCCCCGUCGUGAAGCUCCUCAAAUUCAGACCUUUGGUGAAGAUCCAUCUACUUACCCUGAUCCUACCGUAUACGAGAUACUCCCGACAAAACCCGGAAUGACCGUAGACGAAUUGAAGAAGCUGUAUUCCGUUGCCGUAUUCCCCAAGACUGACCUUGCCGACAUGAUUGCUGGUGAUCCGCCCGACAAGGACUUUAGUAGUGCGAAGCCCUCGAACCAGAUCAGUUUCAGCACUUUCUCAACCUACAUCGAACCCUACUUCCGCCAGUUUUCCGAAGAGGAUCUCGCCUUCCUACGAGAACGCGGUGACCGACUCACCCCCUUCGUCAUGCCCAAGCGAGGCAAGAAGCAUUACACCGAAGUAUGGGCGGAAGAAGACGGUGCGAUGGCGAUUGAUUCUACGUUGCCUGGAAGAGACAAGCUCGCUCCUAACCAGGCUCGUGGUACCAUCGACAAUAUGGAUGAUGACGUUGCAGAGACGGACAAGUUAUCAGUUGGGCCUGUGUUGUCGCGACUACUCCAGGCGAUGCGCCCCGAGGCUCGCGCCCAGCCUAGCGAAGAUAAGCCGAUGACUAACGGAAUCAACGGAGAUGCUGAGGUUAAGGAGGAGGUUAACGGUGAUUCCAACACGGGCGCGGCUGGUGAAGAGAAGAGUGCUCCGCCUGCCACCUUCAUGACAGAAUCAUCGACCGAAGCGUGGAAGAAAGCCACACACCCCAAGUUAGAUUAUUCUCAAGUGGACGAGCGUAUAAAGCUUGAACUUCGAAACAUUGGAUUCCUCCCACUGGAAGGCUUUGAUGGUGAUUAUGACGGACAUUACGACGACGAGGUUGCCGCCCGUUUGCGCCUCCUACAAGAUCGACUACGUGAGCAGAUGCUCAUCAACGGCGCGCGCAAGGCCCGACUUACAGAUCUAGUCAAGGAACGCAUGGCGCAUCAGGAGUACACCACCAUCCUCGAAGACCUUGACACCCAAGUUCAAGGCGCGUACCUCAAGCGAACGCGCACGAUGGGCAAGAGCAAGAAGUCGAAGCGACCUGGAGGAGCAGGCGGAGGCAGUCACCCUACCGGAGGCGCUGGCUCGGGUAUGGCCCGUCCAGGCAUCGGCGACGUGACCAAGACGCUUAUGGAGCGCCGAAAGCGAUGGAUAGAGAACAUCGCGCCUGUCUUCAACGACCCCAACCUCGGCAAAGUCCCCCGCGCCACGAACCCUGGCAGCACCAUCUUCAAGCCGGAAAUGAUGGCCGAUCUCAUGAAGAAGGAGCGGCAGGCUUGGGACGAGGAAGUCGAGGAGGAGUAGAGAUCCCAUUCUCAAAACCCAGAGUCUCAAGCACCAGUGUCUCGAACACCAGAACUUCAAGCGCCAGAGUCUCAAGGUCCGGAGCCUUCGGAACAACCCGAUUCCGAGAACGAUGUCGCUGAGUUUUGGAAGCCGCGUUUGAGAACUCAGCGUCGACGUCAUUUCAAAGACCUUAUUGCGUGAUGGUAUGAGCUAAGAUGGCAGUGCUGUGUACUUGAUACUCGUUUAUGCAUUAGGCUACAUAGGUGGUAGUUGUUGUGGCUUGUUUACUCCUUAGGGGUCGGUGGGUGGCAGCAUCCGGUGUCUUCCUUGGGGUUUACUGUACAUAUUCGAGUCAGGAGUGAUAGCCUUAUGCUAUGCCAUGCAAUGCUAUGAAUACCGGUAGCCCUCAAUACAGAUUGAUUGCUAUUCGGAAUGUUAUUAUGAAUUGCUUUUACUACUAAUGUGACAUGUAGUAUACCAGACUCGGACCAAGUUCUCCUUUUCCCCAGAGCUGUAGAUAUAAACCAGCUGGGUAAGAUCGCAGUUUCAUAUACCUGAAACAAUAAACUUCAUACCCCCCCUCCCUGAUUCGCUACCUAUCUGUUUAAUCCCAGAUUGCUCUACAGACUGCAG